GUUGUGCUACAUUAUUUGUUAUUUUGUUAAUUUUCUUUGUCUUACAUCUAUGAAACCUCGGUGAUCUUGUGGUAGCGUGUUCGCCUCGAUUGUUGGAGGAUUUGGGUAAAAAACCCCGGUCGGGUAAAACCGAAGACGUUAUAAUUGGUAUUUGCUACUUCUCAGCUAAGCACGCGUCAUUCAGGAGUAAGAACAUAGACUGUCGACUCGGAAUCAGAAUAAUAUGUCCGGGUAGGGUGACAUGACUUCUGGUUAGGGUGACAUGUUUUCCUGCAGAUUGUUACCUUGGGGACUAGCAUGUUAAAAAUUCGGCUCAGCGUGUCGGUCUUAUACAAAACAGGAUUAAUAUUCAUAUUGCAUUAACAUGCUUUCGCCCUGUAUAUGUAUUAAAUUCGACGCUGGACGUUAAACAGCCAUCCAUCAUCAUCAUCUUACCUCUAAGACAAAAAUGUUUAUAUAUUUCACAACAGGUGUGUUGGACAUUGGAAUUUUGCACUACGUGUAUUCUGAUAAAUCAAAAAAUGUUGCUCAACAAGUGAAAACAACUUUUAAGAUUAUAUGUACAAUAUGAAAUAUCCGAAUAUAAUUUAAUCCUUUGAAAAAAAGAACUGCUUGUUUGUUUUUAAAAACAAGCAUAGAAGCCGCGAUAGUUUAAAACGAUAAUCCAGGGACAAGAAUCUCCAUUUGUGUACUUCUCAGACAAUAUAUUUAUCAGUUACUUUGCUGCAUGUUUGAAAUAUGACAUUUAAAGGAAGGUAAUACAUGAACCCAAUGUUGUUUAUUUUAAUCUUCCCCCUUCAAGGGUAAUUAAUAAGCAUUAUUAAGGGAAGUCAGAAAGAAAUAGACCUGUAUGACUGAACAGAGAAAUGCCUCCGAAAUACAACCAUUUACACUAGAACAUUAGGUGAGACAACGAUAAUGAAAAACUAAUCUAAGGUUAGUGCUAAAGUAUCUUUAUCUUUUGGUCCCACCAGUAAAUCUUUAUGAUAAUGUUGUCAUUAUGAAGAAUUACAAUUACAAUUACACGGAUGCAGAAUUGUAUGUUUGCUUCGAUUAUUGUUUACAUACAUGUAGCUAUAUUAAUGCACUUUUGUUUAACAUUUUGGAUUUCAGAGCAUUUCCACAAUGACAUGAAUACUCAAAGUAUCAAUCCUGAUAACAAAGAAGAUAUGCUUUCCUCGAAGUCUCAUAUGUCAACUUUCACCAUAUCUAAAAAUUUAGCGAUAAUAAGCACAGGGUUCUUACUUCUUUUUACGUCUUUUAAUUCAUUAUCUAAUCUCCAAAGUACCUUAAAUAAAGAGGAAGCCUUAGGAACGGUUGGAUUGUCAGUGAUUUAUUGCGCCGGUGUUCUUUCUUGUUUAUUUCUUCCUUCAUUUGUGAUUGGAAAUCUCGGCUGUAAGUGGACGAUAGCUUUAUCUAUGGUGUGUUAUGUAGUAUACAUGGGAGCUAAUUUCCAUGCCGUAUGGGGAACAUUAGUACCAGCAUCAAUAAUAAUCGGCAUUGGUGCUUCAACAUUGUGGUCGGCUACGAGUACAUACUUAACUCAGAUAGCGGUAUGGUAUGCUGAAUUGACUCAAAGAACAACUGAUGAAGUCACAAAUACCUUUUUUGGCUUUUUCUAUAUGUUUUUCCAAACUAGUCAGAUUUGGGGAAAUUUGAUUUCAUCAACUGUUUUUAAAACAAAAUCCAGUAAUGAUACUCAAAUUAAUUUGCAUUUAUGUGGAGCUAAUUUCGAUCCGAAAUUGCCAACAAAUAGCUCUAAUUUGGCCAGACCUAGUGAUACAAAGGUUUAUAUGCUCUGUAGUAUUUAUUUGGGUUGUGCAUUCCUGGCGUUUUUUGUUAUAGCAACAUUUUUGGAUAACAUAAAUCUAGACGUUCGCAACAAUUACACAAAAAGAAAAAUAUCACUCUCAGUAGUGAUGUCUACAUUUAGACAUUGGUGGUAUUCUAGACCACAGAAAAUGCUAACUAUACUGACUAUCUAUAGUGGCAUUGAGGUAGCUUUUAUAACUGGGGAUUAUACAAAAUCAUACGUUAGCUGUGCAUUGGGUAUAUGGAAUGUAGGUAAUGUAAUGAUUUGCUUUGGAACUGUAAAUGCUGUAUGUUCGUUUGUAUUUGGACGCUUAGUACGAGUCACAGGACAUACUCCAUUGUUUGUACUAGCUUUCAUUACUCAUGGAGCCACUCAGAUUGCAUUACUUUUUUGGAAACCACAUCCUGACCAUCAUAUAUGGUUUUAUAUAUUCGCAGCAUUGUGGGCUAUUGGAGAUGCUGUAAUGCAGUCCCAAUUUAAUGCGUUUUAUGGUUAUCUAUUUUUUAAAGACAAAGUAGCUGCCUUUUCUAACAGGGGAUUGUGGGAAUCAGUCGGAUUUAUUAUAGCUUUUGCUUGGAGUGGCUAUCUAGUCACGAAUGUCAAACUAGGACUGUGUUUAGGAUUUUUGAUCAGUGGAAUGACACUUUAUAUACUGGUGGAUGUUCAAAACAGAAAACAGAGGAAACAGGUUAAAAUCAACGAGGACACAAUUGCAUUGCUAAAUUAUAUCGAUUAACAAUUUCAGAUUUUUCCAUGAUAGUCUUCAUACCAAAAGUUGGACAAACAGGACAACUAUUAAUUUCGUAUUGUUAAUUUUCCUUACCUUGAUGUUCCAUGGACUCCUUCGUAUAGUACAUAACUCAGUUGGUUUGAUAUGACUUUUUGCAAUUAUUAAUUAUGAAAGUACUUAUUUCAAGAACAAGUUCAGCUGCUGAUAUUAAAGUAAAGAUUACAUGAUGUUAUUGUCCAUCCUUCUGUAUAGCACCAACUAUUCAUUUUUUUUUGUUGGGAGCAUGUCUUUUUUAGAUAAUUGUUUGAUUCUAAAUUUCUUUAAAAAACCUAUUUCAAAAGGGAAAUGAAAAAAAAAAAUAAGAACAUAGAUUUUAAAGAAAACAAUUCUUCUGGCUGUAUGUCAUUGAAAAAAAUACCCUGUAAUUGGUUAGAUUUAAUUAAAAAAAAUAAAACAAUGCCCUCAUCACAACAAAUAAGCAGUUAAAGAAGUAAGAAAGUACAGUUAUUCCACUGAGUUAGAUUAAAUUGGGAGGGUGCUCAUGUGUCCGUUAGAAUGUCAGUAACCCUAUCAAUGGUAAUCCAGACUUGUGCUAUGUUUUUCUGUGUUGUUGGUAGAUAUUUCAUAGACUGUGUUCACUGUUGAAUAUUCAUAUUUCUAGAAUCCAAGUUAUUUAGAGCUUGAUAUUUAUAUUAAUAUCCGCCUAUUGUUGAAGACCAUAAAUUGACCUCUAAAUGUCUUUCACUAUUUUGUUAUGUAGGUUUGCCAUCUCAUUGAUAAAAAUAUUUGACAUAUUGUAAAGAAUUUGUUUAAACCUGUUUGUUGACCUCUAGAUUUUUUAAUUGGGUUUGUGUCACGAUUCAUUUCCAAAAUCUCCUUGUAUUCACGAUCAAGUUAUUGAGAAAAGAGUGUGAAUGAGAUUUCAUUGUGAACAACCAACUGAUUUGUUUUGUGCAUUCAUUUUGUAUGAUGGAGGUUUCCUCCAACAGCUAUUUUUGAAAAAGGGAUAAAAGGUAUUUGUACCAUA
Mytilus californianus (California mussel) is the source of this 3570-nucleotide messenger RNA. RefSeq names its product protein unc-93 homolog A-like. The record is from RefSeq and is a predicted model, not a curated record. Gene Ontology annotation, cellular component: striated muscle dense body; plasma membrane. Gene Ontology annotation, molecular function: potassium channel regulator activity. The transcript has 6 exons. Lineage: Eukaryota; Metazoa; Mollusca; Bivalvia; Mytilida; Mytilidae. Bases 1029 to 2549 code for a protein of 506 amino acids. Gene Ontology annotation, biological process: regulation of muscle contraction; regulation of potassium ion transport.